AGACAGAGAGAGACAGAGACAGACAGAGAGAGAGAGAGAGAGAGAGAGAGAGAGAGAGAGGACCACGCUGCCCUCGGGACACCAGCCCCCCGACUCGCCAUAAUGCUACUGCGCAUCAGAGCCUCCCUCAUCACGAGCAGCCGCGUCGUCCAGAGCGUCAGGCCGCUGCACCGCUCUCCCGUCGUCACGAUGCCCAUCCAGAUUGGUGAACAACUGCCCGCAGUCGAGGUGCAGGAAGGGGAGCCAGGAAAUAAGGUGGCGAUGGAUCAGCUCUUCAAGGGAAAGAAAGGAGUCCUCUUCGCUGUACCUGGAGCUUUUACCCCUGGUUGUUCCAAGACUCACCUCCCAGGUUUUGUGCAGCAGGCUGCGGACUUGAGGAGUAAAGGUAUUCAGGAGGUUGCAUGCGUGUCUGUCAAUGAUGCGUUUGUCAUGGCUGCGUGGGGAAAGGAGCAUGGAGCAGAUGGCAAGGUUCGAAUGCUCGCUGAUCCCACUGGAGCAUUUACAAAGGCAAUUGACCUGUUACUUGACAGUGAUCAGAUUGUGCAGGCACUUGGGAACAAGCGAUCCAAGAGAUAUGCCAUGCUGGUGGAAGACGGGGUCGUGAAGAAGAUCAAUGUGGAGCCUGAUGGCACUGGGCUGACCUGCAGCCUGGCUUCCAAUGUUCUGUCUGAGCUGUAGGCUUAUUUAGAGCUCAUUAAACCAAAAUGCAAACCUUAAGUUACUGUUAAAGUUGCACUAACAAAACUUAGUAUUCAACUCCCUCAAGCUUCCUCCUUUUCCCAAAUACGGAUGCAAAUGUCAUGUGGAUGCUAGUGUCAAAAAGCAAUGGUGGAAGGUAAUUAAUGCGCACAAAUGUGACACCAAAGGCAAUCUAAUGGAACUUUCAUUAACCUCUGUACACUGUUUCUUGUGAGUAAAUAAAAUUCACCCUGAAAGAAAUUA
Scophthalmus maximus (turbot) is the source of this 942-nucleotide messenger RNA. RefSeq names its product peroxiredoxin 5 (gene prdx5). NCBI's taxonomy places the organism in Eukaryota, Metazoa, Chordata, Actinopteri, Pleuronectiformes, Scophthalmidae. Gene Ontology annotation, cellular component: mitochondrion; cytoplasm; peroxisome. Gene Ontology annotation, biological process: hydrogen peroxide catabolic process; cell redox homeostasis; cellular response to oxidative stress. The record is from RefSeq and is a predicted model, not a curated record. The transcript has 6 exons. The coding region runs from base 103 to 678 and encodes 191 amino acids. Gene Ontology annotation, molecular function: thioredoxin peroxidase activity.